Messenger RNA from Corythoichthys intestinalis (scribbled pipefish), 3386 nucleotides. It is a transcript of the gene ldb1b, whose product is annotated as LIM-domain binding 1b. The record is from RefSeq and is a predicted model, not a curated record. Gene Ontology annotation, biological process: positive regulation of transcription by RNA polymerase II; negative regulation of transcription by RNA polymerase II; nervous system development. Gene Ontology annotation, molecular function: LIM domain binding. The coding region runs from base 368 to 1603 and encodes 411 amino acids. The transcript has 11 exons. Gene Ontology annotation, cellular component: transcription regulator complex; nucleus. NCBI's taxonomy places the organism in Eukaryota, Metazoa, Chordata, Actinopteri, Syngnathiformes, Syngnathidae.
ACAGUGCUCUCUUACUACUGAGAGAAUCUGAUCCUUUGUGUAUGUCUGUGCGCGUGUGGGUGAGUGUGUGUGCAAGCUCUCUCUUUAACCUCCUCUUCUUCUCGUCUGUCUCUCUGUUGCUUUUUGUCACUCUCUCCCGUCCUCCCUCCCUGCUCUCCCUCCAUCUCUCUCUGCUCCCCGGCUGUGUGUGUUUCUGUCAGUGUGCGUGAGUCUAUGUGUGUAUGUGUGUGUGAACCGUGGGGAAAACAGACGCUCAUGUGAGCAGCAGCAGUGACUGGUGAGAGACAGGAAAGAGGAGAGGAAGAGAGCAGGGACAACAGAGCCAACACCAUCAUUCUCAUCGGAUUCCCACCAGACAUGUGAGAAGAUGUCGGUGGGCGGCUGCGCGUGUCCCGGCUGUUCCUCCAAGUCGUUCAAGCUGUACUCCCCCAAGGAGCCCCCCAACGGUAGCACUUUCCCUCCUUUCCAUCCCGGCACCAUGCUGGACAGAGACGUGGGUCCAACCCCAAUGUAUCCUCCCACAUACCUGGAGCCAGGCAUAGGGAGGCACACACCAUAUGGCAACCAGACAGACUACAGAAUAUUUGAACUAAACAAACGGCUACAAAACUGGACAGAGGAGUGCGAUAACCUAUGGUGGGAUGCGUUCACCACAGAGUUUUUUGAAGAUGAUGCCAUGUUGACCAUCACUUUCUGUCUGGAAGAUGGGCCUAAGCGUUACACAAUUGGUCGGACGUUGAUUCCAAGGUACUUUCGGAGUAUAUUCGAAGGCGGUGCCACGGAGCUCUACUAUGUGCUGAAACACCCUAAAGAGUCAUUUCACAACAACUUUGUCUCGCUUGACUGUGAUCAGUGCACGAUGGUCUCCCAGAAUGGAAAGCCAAUGUUCACACAGGUGUGUGUUGAGGGCCGCUUGUACUUGGAGUUCAUGUUUGACGACAUGAUGAGGAUAAAAACGUGGCACUUUAGCAUUCGGCAACACCGUGAGCUCAUCCCUCGCAGCAUACUUGCCAUGCAUGCCCAGGACCCACAGAUGCUGGACCAGUUGUCCAAAAAUAUUACAAGAUGUGGCCUGUCAAACUCUACUCUAAACUACCUCCGACUUUGUGUGAUCCUGGAACCCAUGCAGGAACUGAUGUCCAGACACAAGACAUACAGCCUCAGCCCCAGAGACUGCCUCAAGACUUGCCUCUUCCAGAAAUGGCAGCGAAUGGUGGCACCUCCGGCUGAGCCAUCAAGACAGGCCCCAAACAAACGACGGAAGCGCAAGAUGUCGGGAGGCAGCACCAUCAGCGGAGGAGGAACUAAUAACAACAACAAUAACAAGAAGAAGAGUCCUGGCAGUGGCUUCCCUCUCUCCAGCCAGGUUCCAGAUGUCAUGGUGGUGGGAGAGCCCACGCUGAUGGGAGGGGAGUUUGGCGACGAGGACGAGCGUUUGAUCACGCGAUUGGAGAACACCCAGUUUGAUGCAGCCAAUGGAAUUGACGACGAGGACAGCUUCAACAAUUCCCCAGCUCUGGGGUCCAACUCACCCUGGAAUAACAAGGCACCCUCCAGUCAGGAGAGCAAGAGCGAUAACCCCACCUCACAGGCAUCGCAAUAGAGUUUGGGAUCCUCCUCCGACACACAAAUCCUUCGCACCCUCCUCUGAGCCUUCCCAAAGUCAAAAGUCACGAGAGAAACACGUUUAUAGCAGCCCCAGUUGUGCGUUUAGAGCUCUGACUCUUCCAAAACGUGGUGCCUGGCGGCCCUCAGUUUGACCUCCUGCUAGGGACUCAUCAUAACUGUGACUUUCCAGCUUAGAGGCACCAUGGCCCUCCCCUCAUCUGGCUCUUUUCUGUGUUUCAUACUAAAAGUGUCCUGUCUGCUCUUGCUAAUUUCCACUUGGGACAGCGACAUGUAGUUCUCAUGAGGAAGUGUGGUGAUUGAAUCCAGGGGAGAACUAACCCACACUAAACCCAAGAUGAACGCUACAAAGCAGUGUGGCAUGGCUAAGGUGGCAAGUUGCUUAGGGACAGCUUGUCCACCCAGUCUCAUAAUUACUCAAUUCUGGACUGCUCUGAUGCUCAAGUCACUAGAAACCUUUGUUAAUACAGUAUCUGUGUGCGUGUGUAAGAAAGAAAGAAAGACUGAGAGAGUGAGUGACAGAAAACUAGCCUAAACACAUCAGUGGCUUUGCCAAAACGAGCAAACCAGAAUUGGAGACAUCUUGUAAAAUUGUUGUAAUUGUCACACUUUUAAUGUGGGACACAACAAUUCACACUAAACACACACAUUUAACCAUAAACACACAUGCACACGAUGGAAGGAGUUUCAGCCCCUUGAUGUGUGAGCCAUCUCUGAGUAGACUCCAGCGAAAGCAACAUACACACUUAUACAUUUUAAGAGUUUUUAUACAGUAUAUAUUUCCCUAGAAUGUUUUUUAAUUUCUAUUAAACAUCUUCAAUUCAAUUGUUGUAAUUUUUUUUAAUCCAAUACUGAAAAGCUACAGACCAAGGAGCACCACAGGACUUUUAUUCCUCCCCUAAAAUAUAUUGUUUUUAUCUUUUGUGUUUAUAAAAGAAAAUUAUUUAGUGUGGAUGUUUUAUUUUGUCUUUCUGUUCCUUUUGGAAAUUUGAAAUUUUGUGUAUUUGUGCUUGUAUAUUUAAGGUAGUAGCAAAGUUCUGUCUGACUGUAAUAAGAUGUAUUCUUACUUAGGUAUACCUAAAGCCAUCCUGAUCUAAUGUAAAGAAACAAAAUAGGAAAAAUGAGGAAAAAAACACUCCGCUCUUUCCUCCUCCCUGUUUUUUUUAAGGGUAGUGUAAAUGAAAUGACAGCCCUGAGGGUACAAUGGCACCGUGGGAAGGUUCCCCCCCAUUUUUUUCCCCUUCUGUAUUUAUUUAGAACAUUCAAAAACUCAACUAUUUCAUGUCUACAUAGAUUUUUAGUUCUCCCCGCUACUGUCGUUUUACGUAUCACGUAACCAUGAUUCCACCUGAUCAAGUGAAUGUGCUGAAAUGUUUGAUAGGUGACAUUCACUCCCAUCACUUGCUUAUAAAGUUAUUUACACCUCUUCACGUUUUAAUUUGUGACAUCUUAAAACAUUUUCUAAAACCAGCUUAACAUUACGAUCAUUCUUCAUAGGUUCUUAUGUCAUAAAAUGCCGAAAGAAGUCCUGCUGUUCUUUAUUUGGCCCUUCACAUAUUGAUCAUUACCAUAAAUGAAAGUGGAAUCUUUGUACAUUUAGAUAUUGUUACCCUUUCAACCAUUUAAAAUUGAGUUUGAAUGGUGACUUGUACCUUCCUCAAACCCUGUAGAAUCAUUGUUUGAUAUCUAUUUUUUUUAUUUGGUUAGUUUCUGCCCUUGCUAAUUAAUGUAUGGUACCAAUAAAAAAGAUACAUUUUCAC